UGAAACUGCAUUGUUGGAGCAAAUGGCUCAGUAGUGGUCACGUGACCUGCGUCUCAGUUUUAGCGCGGAACUUGGAGUUGGUCGGGAAGAAAGACAUUUCUCAAACAAGACCGAGUUGUGUGUAUAUUAAAACAUUUGCGGUUUCUUUAAAAAAAAUAAACGUGUUUGACAGGGUGACAAAUCUCCUGUUUAGUAUCAGAAUACGCCUUUAACACAACUUGUGAACUUUGCGCGGUACGUUAACUUAACGUCAGUGCAGUUGUUUAUCGGAUACAGUCUGGUGGUACAGUGUUUCUCAAACACUAAAAUACUUGGUGAAAGCAAAAACAACAGUUUCCCACAUCUGUUGGUUAUUGUGGGAUUAAAUGGAAGCAGCACCAACUGUGCAAAGAAACACUCAUCAAAGUGUUGAAAAGGGCAGGAGCAGACACAAAAUUUCCAGAGAUGUUGAGACGGACAUUGCAUACCUUUAUGAAGUUCUGCCACAGCUGUCUCAGAUUUUUCGUAUCAUAGAUAAAAUUGGAGAAGGCACUUUCAGCUCAGUGUAUUUGGCAGAGGCGCAGAUGACCGACGGUUCAAGAAGGAUGUUUGCAUUGAAACACCUGAUCCCCACCAGUCACCCUGUGCGAAUAGCUGCUGAACUCCAGUGCUUGACUGUUGCUGGAGGGACAGAAAAUGUGAUGGGAGUCACGUACUGCUUCAGGAAAGAGCAUCACGUGGUUAUUGUCAUGCCAUACAUGGAGCAUCAAACCUUUGUUGAUAUUGUUGGAUCCUUGAGUUUUGAGGAUGUGAAGCAUUACAUCUUCCACCUGCUCAAAGCCUUGAGACACAUUCACAAAUUUGGCAUCAUCCACCGAGACAUCAAACCAACCAAUUUCCUGUUCAAUCAACAAAGGAGAGAGUACUCUCUAGUGGAUUUUGGCCUGGCACAGGGCACUCAUGACACACAGAUAGAACUGCUGAAGGUGGUGAAAUCAAAAGCUUAUAAAGGUGGAGGGUCAUCUAAGAUGGUGGAGGAAUCACUUGGGAAACAGAAACUAGUGCCUUUACCACCCAACACCAGAAAUCCUGCUGUCCAGUUCAGCACUAAAGCACCAGCUAAAAGACCCUGCCCACCCUCACGUAUUAAACACAGCAAGGAACUGUUGGGACUUGAUAAGGCACCACGGUCUGUAUUUGGGGAGAAAAACCUAAACGGCGCAAACUCUCAUAAACCUGGCACUGACAAAGUUGAGGGAUUGCUUUUAAAACCAAAAAGAGAGGAGAUAAUUCCACGCAAAAUUGUUUCUUCAAAACACCGCUCAGUCCCUGUGAGAACUCCAUUAAAUCAGAGACAGAAAACCCCUGCUGAGAGUCAGAAACCCAAACCCCCUGUCGUCAGCUCGAUGCUUACCUGCAACUGCUACAUGACUGACCGCGUCUGCAACAUCUGCCUGUCCAGGAAACAGCAGGUGGCUCCGAGGGCUGGUACCCCAGGCUUUAGGGCUCCAGAGGUUCUGACUAAGUGCCCCAACCAGGGAACAGCUAUUGACAUGUGGUCAGCAGGAGUCAUAUUGCUGUCACUGCUGAGCGGGAGGUAUCCGUUCUUCAAAGCCAGUGACGAUCUGAUCGCUCUUACUCAGAUCAUGACCAUUCGAGGAUCUAAGGAGACGAUCGAGGCUGCUAAGACGUUUGGUAAAUCUAUAGUGUGCAGUCGUGAACUUCCUCGGCUGGACCUGAGGAUCCUCUGUGAGACUCUGAGAGGUUUGCGAUCAUGGGAUGACUCCUCACUUCCUGCUGAGUUUCAAGCCUCACAUAACCCAGCAGAAGUAAAACAGGAUGCUGGGAGUCCUGCUAGGAAACACAUGAGCUCAGGCUCACUCAAAAGCAGUGCAGAGCUGCAGGAGAUGGGCUGGGUUAAAGUGCCAGAUUAUGUAUACGACCUCUUGGAUAAACUGUUAGAUUUAAACCCAGCAACGAGGAUAACAGCCUCCAUGGCACUGCAGCAUCCACUCUUCAAAGAUAUGACAGAUUAAUUUUUGCGCAUCCUAAUUUUGUAUUCUGUAAAGGGUUACAUGAAUGCAUUUAUUUUGUAACUACAAUCUGUACAGUGAUUUAUUUAUUUGUCCUUUUUUGGGGGGGGGUUAUAGAUUCACAUUUGAGAAUAAAGUUCAAACCUAAUUGUUUAAUUUUGAGAGAAUGCUUCCUGAAUGUAAGGUUCUGUCACAAUAUUUUUGGAUAAAAUAAAUUUUAAUAACACUUUUGGAAACCA
This is a messenger RNA of Ctenopharyngodon idella (grass carp), 2251 nucleotides long. It is a transcript of the gene cdc7, whose product is annotated as cell division cycle 7 homolog (S. cerevisiae). Gene Ontology annotation, cellular component: nucleus. The transcript is spliced from 12 exons. The record is from RefSeq and is a predicted model, not a curated record. Gene Ontology annotation, biological process: mitotic DNA damage checkpoint signaling; protein phosphorylation. Lineage: Eukaryota; Metazoa; Chordata; Actinopteri; Cypriniformes; Xenocyprididae. Bases 366 to 2015 code for a protein of 549 amino acids. Gene Ontology annotation, molecular function: protein serine/threonine kinase activity; ATP binding.